AUGUCGUCCUCCCUCUCUUCGGCCAAAAGUGCUGCCUCCAGCGCCCUCUCCUCGGCCUCGGCCUCUGCUACUGCAAAAGCAUACUCAGGUUCCGGCAGCGGCAGCGGCAUGUCAACCACCGGGACGAUCUUCACAUCGAUCACGGCCAUUCUCACAAUCCUCGCCGUGGCCGCAGCCGGCAUUUACUUCGCAGGAUACGCUGACGACGUCGCCGAAUGGUUCGCCAAGAAAUACUACAAAGGAAAAGCCAUCGCAGAGGUCAAAGUGUUCGAGAAUGCUGGGAGUGAGAAACUCCAAUCCAUGGCCAAGGACUCGUUGAAGAAGAAUCCCGUGAUGGGCGAGGGUGAGCUUGACCAAGUGUCCGGCGGCCUAGGCAAAGAAGCUGUAUCAGAUGGCCUCGGCGGCGUCAGUGGGAAGUUGGGCGGCCUGGGCAACUUGUGA
Molecule: messenger RNA, 441 nt
Organism: Capronia coronata CBS 617.96
Lineage: Eukaryota; Fungi; Ascomycota; Eurotiomycetes; Chaetothyriales; Herpotrichiellaceae
Exons: 2
Coding region: 1-441 (146 amino acids)
Source: RefSeq, a predicted model, not a curated record